AUGGAGGAACCACCCAAAGACACUCUCGGCGGCUUCGUAGGCGGCAGCAACACCAUCUCCAGCCUGGACCUAGACGUGACGGAUGAGGGCGAGUGCGGUCAUGGGGUGCACAGGCAGGAACAGAGACGGAGAGCUCGGGCGGAAGUGCAGCAGGGGAGUCCAACAGGAACCCAGUCCUCGUGGCAGGAGGGGGGGCAACGGAACUGGCUGUUGGGGGAGGCCUGGAAGUCACAAGCAAGGGGGCAGCAGGUGCUGCCGGCGGGAGGGCAGCAGGAGCUGCCGGCGAGAGGGGAGCAGGUGUGGCCGGCGAGAGGGCAGCAAGAGCCGCAGGCAAGAGGGCGGCAGGCGCGGUCGGCAGGCGAGCAGCAGGUACUGCCGACGGGAGAGCAGCAGGUGCGGCCGGCGGGAGGGCAGCGGGAGCUGCAGGCAGGAGGGCAGCGGGAGCGGCUAGCGGGAGGGCAGCAGGAGGUGCCAACGGGAGGGCAGCAGGAGGUGCCAGCGGGAGGGCAGCAGGAGGUACCGGUGGGAGGGCAGCAAGAGGUGCCGGCGGGAGGGCAGCAGGAGCUGCCGGCGGGAGGGCAGCAAGUGGUAGAAGUGGAGAUGGCCGAGCUACAGCCAGAGGCGCAGCAGGACCAAUCGGGGAACCGGGCCCGGCCACAUGCAGGAGGGGAGCAGGAGCCGCCCGGGGGAGAGCAGCAUGAGCUGCCAAGGGAAGAGCAGCAGGAGCUGCCGGCAAGGGAGCAGCAAGCAAGGGAGCAGCAAGCGGUAGACGUGGAGAUGGCCGAGCUACAGCCAGAGGUGCAGCAGGACCAAUCAGGGAACCAGGCCCGGCUGCAGGCAGGAGGGCAGCAGGAGCUGCUGGGGGAAGAGCGGCAAGAGCUGCCAACAGGAGGGCAGCAGGAGUUGUCGGGGGGAGGGCAGCAGGAGCUGUCGGAGGGGGAGCGGCGGGAGCUGCCGGCGCGGGGGCAGCUGGAGGUCGCUAGUGCGGACGCUACAAGCCAAGCGAAGAGAACCCAGGCACGGGGCCGAGGCGGGAGACGACACGCCUGUAAGUCGCAAGGGCGCACUGGAAGCGGUGCUGCUGCACAGCAGGCGGAGGGGCAGCCGGGGGCGACUGAGACACCCCAGGGAGCUCCGCGGGCGGGGGGGCAGCCCUGGGUGCCCGGGGCACCCCAAGGAGAGCAGCAGCCAGGGUGGCAGCCGGGGUUGACCGGAGCACCCCAGGGAGCGCAGCAGGCAGGAGGGCAGCCGAGGGUGCCCGGAGCACCCCAGGGAGAGCAACAGGCAGGGGGGCAGCCGAGGGUGCCCGGGGCACCCCAGGGAGUGCAGCAGGCAGGAGGGCAGCUGAGGGUGCCCGGGGCACCCCAGGGAGUGCAGCAGGCAGGGGGGCAGCCGAGGGUGCCCGGGGCACCCCAGGGAGUGCAGCAGGCAGGGGGGCAGCUGGGGGUGACCGGAGCACCCCAGGGAGUGCAGCAGGCAGGAGGGCAGCCGAGGGUGCCCGGGGCACCACAGGGAGUGCAGCAGGCAGGGGGGCAGCUGGGGAUGACAGGAGCACCCCAGGGAGUGCAGCAGGCAGGAGGGCAGCCGAGGGUGCCCGGAGCACCCCAGGGAGUGCAGCAGGCAGGAGGGCAGCCGAGGGUGCUUGGGGCACAACAGGGAGUGCAGCAGGCAGGUGGGGAGCCGGGGGUGCCCAAAGCACCCCAGGAAGUGCAGCAGGCAGGAGGGCAGCCGGGGGUGCCCGGGGCACCCCAGGAAGUGCAGCAGGCAGGAGGGCAGCCGAGGGUGCCUGGGGCACCCCAGGGAGUGCAGCAGGUAGGAGGGCAGCCGAGGGUGCCCGGAGCACCCCAGGGAGAGCAGCACGCACGGGGGCAGCCGGGGGUGAUCGAAGCACCCCAGGGAAAGCAGCAUGCAGGAGGGCAGCCGAGGGUGCCCGGGGCACCACAGGGAGUGCAGCAGGCAGGUGGGGAGCCGGGGGUGCCCAAAGCACCCUAG
Closterium sp. NIES-65 is the source of this 1992-nucleotide messenger RNA. The record is from the annotation of a GenBank genome assembly. Lineage: Eukaryota; Viridiplantae; Streptophyta; Zygnematophyceae; Desmidiales; Closteriaceae.